Molecule: messenger RNA, 1021 nt
Organism: Tauraco erythrolophus (red-crested turaco)
Lineage: Eukaryota; Metazoa; Chordata; Aves; Musophagiformes; Musophagidae
Gene: PPP1R15B
Product: protein phosphatase 1 regulatory subunit 15B
Biological process (GO): response to endoplasmic reticulum stress
Cellular component (GO): protein phosphatase type 1 complex; endoplasmic reticulum
Molecular function (GO): protein phosphatase regulator activity
Source: RefSeq, a predicted model, not a curated record
GUGACCCCGUGGAGCAGGAGGGGAUAAGGGACUCGGCGGAGAAGGGGGCACUGGAGAGGGAUGCCCUGACUGAUGAGGAUGGCGAGGACUCCGAAAUAGAACGAAACCUUCCAGUUUCAGCCAGACCUGCCUGUGCGAAUAAAUUAAUAGACUAUAUCAUAGGGGGAGUUUCCAGUGAGGAAGAGAGUACGGAUGAUGAGGAAGACUGGGAUGAUGACGACGACGGGUUUGAUAGCGAAGGGCUCCCCUCGGAUUCAGAUGCCGGUAGCCAGGAUGGGGAAAGGCUUCAUCUCUGGAAUUCCUUCUACAGUUUGGAUCCGUAUAACCCUCAGAACUUCACAGCCACCAUUCAGACAUCUUCCAGCGAUCAGGGAAGGAAUAUGUCAGAAGUGGAGGAGGAGGAAGAUUCUUCGUGGGCAGAGGAGUCUUCAGGCUCUCCUCACCCUAGUUCUGAAGAGGAGGACGAGUGGGACUGUAGCAGUGUGGAUGAGGCAGAAAGCUUGAAACUUUGGAACUCGUUCUGUACCUCAGAUGAUCCAUAUAAUCCUUUAAAUUUCAAGGCAGCCUUUCAAACAGCAAAGAAAGGGACGCCUGGUUUAAAAGGAACCGAGAGGCCGAGUUCGGUCUUUUCUGAACGUAGCAACUUAACUGUCUGUCGGGUGCAGCUGGAAAAACAUAACUGUGGGGUUCCUGACUUUGUGCAGCAGCAUGGCGCUCUUUCUGGUGAGAAAUGUGGAAGUACCAAGCGGAAAAAGGUAACCUUCCUUGAAAAAGUUACUGAGUAUUACAUAAGCAGUGAGGAGGAUCGUAAAGGACCCUGGGAAGAGCUUGCACGAGAUGGAUGCAGGUUCCAGAAACGUAUCCAAGAAACAGAAGAAGCCAUAGGAUACUGCUUCACAACAGAGCAUAGACAAAGAGUAUUUGAUAGACUCCAAGAAACCCUCCUACAAGAGGGUUGAUCUCUUCUAGCACCUUAAAAGAUCUGGUAGUUGCGUGACCCUAAGCACUCGUGAACAUCUUC